GGCGGACAGAUUUUUACGCCUUCGCGAUUCGCCAGUGGACGCGUUGCACUCUUGAGCCAAAAGGCUUCUUCGUGAUGCAAAGCGAACGCGCGCGCACAGUGCAGCUCGAGCGGCGAGUGAAAAGGGGAAGGAUGCUGCAGGUUGGCGGUGGGUGUGCGCGCGCGCGCGCGCACGCGCGUAUGUGCGUUUUUCUCUUCCUUUCUAUCUCCUCCUCUCCUCGGAACUUUCCCACAUUAAAAACACUUGGACCAUAAAAGGACACAAGGCUCCGUGACCCGCCACUGAAUCGGCACUUUUGUGGCCGACGAGGAGCCCCCCCCCCCCCGCUGGGAGAGAGCCAGCCAGCGACGUUCUCACUUUCCGCGGAUAUGACACCAAAACAACCGGAUUCUUCAACAGUUACGGAGCUUUGACUGCCACAGAAUUCCAUAUUUGAUUUGUCCCACCAUCCCCCCCGCCCCGACCCGACCCCCUUACCCCCACUCCCCGGCCACUCCGACUUUGCCGGGCAUCAUGAGCCUGUGGACGAACGGCUCGUCCCUGGAGCCCCUGGCCGGCUCGCAGGCGCCACAGGCGGACUCGAACGCCACCGGCAACCGCAGCAAGCACGCGCCGCCGGAGCUGAGCCGCGCCGUGCCGGUGGGCAUGCUGCUGGCAUCGUUCAUCGCUUUCGCCAUCGUGGGCAACCUGCUGGUCAUCCUGUCGGUGGUGUGCAACCGCCACCUGCGCACCCCCACCAACUACUUCAUCAUCAACCUGGCCAUCGCAGACCUGCUGCUCAGCACCACCGUGCUGCCGGUGUCCGCCACGCUCGAGAUUCUGGACUACUGGGUCUUCGGACGCAUCUUCUGCGACAUUUGGGCGGCGGUGGACGUCCUGUGCUGCACGGCGUCCAUCAUGUCGCUGUGCGUCAUCUCCAUCGACCGCUACAUCGGCGUGCGCUACCCGCUGCAGUAUCCGGUCAUCGUGACGGAGCGGCGCGCGCUGCUCGCCAUGCUGGCCGUCUGGAUCCUGGCCAUCGUCAUCUCCAUCGGACCGCUGCUCGGAUGGAAGCAGGCUCCAUCGCAGGACGACACCGAGUGCGUGAUCACCGAGGAGCCGUUCUACGCCCUCUUCUCCUCGCUGGGCUCCUUCUACAUCCCGCUGGCGGUCAUCCUGGCCAUGUACUGUCGCGUCUACGUGGUAGCAAAGCGCACCACCAAGAACCUGGAGGCCGGCGUGAUGAAGGAGCGGCAGCAGGACUCCAACGAGCUCACCCUGAGGAUCCACUGCCGCAAUCAGCAGAUCCAGGACCUGUGCGCCGCCUCCAAGGGCGGCGGCGGCGGCGGCGCGAGCUCGGCCGGGCGCUGCACGCUGACCGUCAAGCUGCUCAAGUUCUCCAGGGAGAAGAAAGCCGCCAAGACGCUGGGCGUGGUGGUGGGCAUGUUCAUCCUGUGCUGGCUGCCCUUCUUCCUGGCUCUUCCCAUCAGCUCUUUUAACAGAAAUUUGCGCCCACCCGAAACCUUCUUCAAGGUGAUUUUCUGGCUGGGCUACUUCAACAGCUGCCUGAACCCCAUCAUUUACCCCUGCUACAGUCGCGAGUUUAAGCAGGCCUUCAUCCGGAUCCUCCGCUGUCGUUGGAAACGGAAGCGCCAGGGCUGGCAGGCGUACUAUAACUACCGCUCCCAGCAGGGAUCCCACAACUCAUCCUACCUGAACGGCAGCCAGCAGACGUUGUCCUCCAUCAGCCACAGCCCGCGAUGCGUCGCCCCCAAGCUGCAACCACCACCUUGGUCGUCCUCCUCCAACAAGCGGAACCUCCUGCCGGGGUCGGGCGGACCAGAACCCCGGCUGGGUCCGGCGUCACCGCUCGCCAAGGCAGCUGGCGGGCGAGACACGGGUGUGAAAAGGAAGUAAAACAGAAAAAUUGCACAGUACGGUACAAGUGUUCGGACUCAUACGGAAAAAGCUGUGGCCACUUUGAGUGUGAAACAACAAAAUGGAGGAACAAAACCGGUUACAUCGUUGGUAGGCCGCCGAUCGUGUGCUUCAAAACUGAUUCGAUUGACCUUCCGUCGCACAAGCGUGUUGUGUUUUGUGAUCAUAUUUAUGAACGGGCACGCGGUAGCGUGGCCACCAAGCGGGCCUGAAGGCCGUGAGUUCCAUGUCCAGUAGACAUUUUCUUCGGUAUGCUAGUGGUCACCACGUGUGCCUCACAAUCCGAGGUUCUGGGUUUGACACUCGACUUUGGCCUUCCCGUGUUGAGUUUGCAUGUUCUCCCUGCGCUUGAGUGUGUGUGUUUUUUUUUUUAAAGCUGCGAUAGGUCCCGGCUUUCUGCUUCUGAGGACAAGUGCUUUUGAAAGCUACCGCGUAUGGAUGACUGGUUUGACAUUUUACAAGUUCCUAUCUUGAAGCUUGGAGAAGCACAUUCACCAUUUAUUCCGCUACCUGUUUUAUGGGAAGUCCUUGACUAUUAAACACUUCAAAAGUGUUGAUCACUAUGAUUUUUUUUCUUUUUUUACAGCCACUGUUCUUCCCAAACCUUCUUGUUUUAUCUCCCACAAUGCAGAAAUUGUUUA
This is a messenger RNA of Hippocampus zosterae (dwarf seahorse), 2558 nucleotides long. Its product is annotated as alpha-1A adrenergic receptor-like. Gene Ontology annotation, biological process: adenylate cyclase-activating adrenergic receptor signaling pathway; phospholipase C-activating G protein-coupled receptor signaling pathway; positive regulation of cytosolic calcium ion concentration. The record is from RefSeq and is a predicted model, not a curated record. The transcript has 5 exons. Lineage: Eukaryota; Metazoa; Chordata; Actinopteri; Syngnathiformes; Syngnathidae. Gene Ontology annotation, molecular function: alpha1-adrenergic receptor activity. Gene Ontology annotation, cellular component: membrane. The coding region runs from base 514 to 1896 and encodes 460 amino acids.